This is a messenger RNA of Acanthamoeba castellanii str. Neff, 825 nucleotides long. RefSeq names its product ubiquitin specific protease 54 family protein. Gene Ontology annotation, biological process: protein deubiquitination. Lineage: Eukaryota; Discosea; Longamoebia; Acanthamoebidae. The record is from RefSeq and is a predicted model, not a curated record. The transcript has 5 exons. Gene Ontology annotation, molecular function: cysteine-type deubiquitinase activity. Bases 1 to 825 code for a protein of 274 amino acids.
AUGCAAGAUCCACGCGGCACAUCACGUGAAGAUGAGGCGAAGAAGGGGCUGCAGAAUCGAGUGGGCGAGCAGAACUGCUUCCUGAACGUGGUGAUUCAGGGGUUGUGGCACCUUCGAUCAUUCAGGGACAAAUUCCAGAGCAGCACGGCCGAACACAAGCACGCUGCACAAGGUUCAUGCAUCCACUGUGCUCUCAAGGUGUUGUUAAGUAAUUACGAAUGGAGUGAAGAAGCUGUGCUGCCACCGAAAGUGCUUCGUGAGGCGCUCAGCAACCUCUUUGCCAAGGAAGGUCGGUUUCAAAUCAAUCAAAUGGACGAUGCCAUGGAGGCUCUCGACUCUAUUCUCUCCUGCUUGCACGAUAGCUUGGCCAAGAAACGAGAAGAUGGCAGCUCAGACUACUGCGAGCCGGCUUGUCUUGUCUUCGGUAUCAACGUGAUGGAGCAAAGCGAGUGUUCCAAGUGUGGCUGCUCCUCGGAACCUGUGCUCUCGCAGGGGUGGAUACACUACGGCUACACCAACGAUUUGAUGGACUCGCCGCGGGUGUCCGCAGAUAUCAUGUCUGAAGUGUUCAACCUGCUCGAUGAGCAGCUUGACCUGCGACACAGCUUCCCCAACGUCGACGAAGAGUGUCAGUACCGUCUACGAGGCAUGGUACCUCUUCGAAGCCCUUUUUGGUGCCUAUCACACGCCAUGUCUAGCCCGAGUGCUCACGCGUUUCCUAUUUGCCAGAUCUGCUUCUACGCCUGCCACUACAUGGCCUUCUUCUUCAAUCCGAAGAAGCGGGUGUGGAUGACAUUCGACGACGCAUCUGUCACGGUACACUAA